AUGUAUAAAUACAGGAGGUUUGCCUCCAAAAGCUCACAAAAACUAUGUAACCGGACGUAUCCAAAAUAUAGUAUACCAGAUAAGCAAGAUGAAGAGGCUAUAUUGGAGACGAUUUCAGAGGAGAUAAUUGAGCUAUAUAGGCGUCUUGAUAUAUGUGCACGCCUUAAUCAUAUAUCUAUUUGUUUUGAUCCGAUUUAUUAUGAGGACAAUGUUUUUUUGUAUGGGUUAAAUUUGGCAGGAAAUGCACGUACAUGUAUUUUUUAUAAGGCGUCUGAAGUUUGUCGGAUAUUGAGGAGGGCUAUUCGUUUGCAUAUUGAUGUUUUUAAAGGGGUUAAUGAAGAAACAAAUGUGAAUGAUGAUGAGGCGAAAACGCUUUCUUGUCUUGAAACAUGCAUUUUUCGAUCUUUAUCAGUGUUGGAUGAUCUAAUUUUUUUGAAUUGUGUUGAAAGGAGCAUGUUUCUUGUUGCAUUGUUUAAGAACUUUGAUUUGGAGAGUCUUGAGUGGUUUUGUCUUGAAAGUCAUGGAAAAGAGAUGAAUGCUUUGUUAAUCUUUUUGAACGAUUUAUUUAAAGAUAAUUCUUUUGUUUGUGAUAUUUUGUUUAACAAUGAUAUGGCAAGAGAAAUGAUGAUUUUAUUUUGUUCUUUAUCAGAAAAAAUGUACAUGGAUGAAAUGUCUAAUAAUUUUGAAUUACUACCUGGAGUUCAAAUGAAUGAUUCCCAAUUGGUUUUCAUGAAAUUUUUGAAUACAUUUCUUUCUAAUUAUACCGAUCAAGAAAUUAUAUCCGAAAAAUUGUGCAAAUUUAUAGAAUCUAUGUUAAAUUUAUCAUGUAUAUCAAUGGUUGAAAUAGUAAAAACACAGGUAUCUGAUGGCAAUCAAAUAUUUGCAGAAAAUCAAAAAAUAUUAAAAGCCACUGAAAUAUUGAUUUCAUGUGCUUUUCAUGUGUCAAAGAAUUUUAAAACAAAGCAAUUGCUUUUGAAAAAUGAUUUAUUAAAAAAUUUAAUAAACCUUUUACAAUCCAUACAUGAUUAUAGUAUAUCACAAAAUAAAACAAGUAAAACUUUAAACAAUGACUCUAAUAAAAUUACAUUUCCAUAUUUCAAAAGGGAUAUUAUACAAUUAUUAUCUACGUUAUGUUUUAAAAACAAGAAAGUUCAGGAUGAUAUACGAGAGUUACAUGGACUGGAAUUGAUAUUGUCUCAAUGCAGAAUUGAUGAUGAAAAUCCUUAUUUAAAAGAGUAUGCUAUAUUUUGCUUGAGAAAUGUGCUUGAAGAUAACGAAGAAAAUAAAGAACUUUUAAGGAAUAUGAAACCUAUUAGAUUGCAAAGCUCCGAAAUUACUGAUAAAUUGGGUCUGAUAUUGGAAAUGAAUAAAAUUCGUAUUUCAAUAUAA
Pneumocystis carinii B80 is the source of this 1389-nucleotide messenger RNA. RefSeq lists its product as hypothetical. The transcript is spliced from 8 exons. The record is from RefSeq and is a predicted model, not a curated record. The coding region runs from base 1 to 1389 and encodes 462 amino acids. Gene Ontology annotation, cellular component: cytosol. Lineage: Eukaryota; Fungi; Ascomycota; Pneumocystomycetes; Pneumocystales; Pneumocystaceae.